This is a messenger RNA of Fusarium tjaetaba, 387 nucleotides long. RefSeq lists its product as uncharacterized. The transcript has a single exon. The record is from RefSeq and is a predicted model, not a curated record. Bases 1 to 387 code for a protein of 128 amino acids. Lineage: Eukaryota; Fungi; Ascomycota; Sordariomycetes; Hypocreales; Nectriaceae.
AUGUCUGAACCAACUUCCAUCUCCGGGCCCACACAUAUACACACAGUAUGGCGCAAAAGGGAAAAGGAAUUGAGCACAGCACAGAGACUCAUCGGCAUGGUCACACCCUCCCCAGAGAAGCAACUUCAGGAGUUUAUUAUAAAGCACGAGAUACACUGGAACAGCCGAUGGGAUAAAGAUAAAAAGCUUCGAUUGACGGUACCAUUAGGCGGCAAGAGUCCAGAGGAGACACUCGCAAAUCUUGGCUAUCAGAUGCAACGUGAGGGAUUGAAUAAGUACUGGGAGUAUGUCACGCAGGCUCUUACCGACGAUCCGAAUAAGGUCGACCCAAGGGUGUACAAGAAUGAUCAGGGUUUGCAAAAGGAAGCGCUCACAAAUAAGUCGUGA